Messenger RNA from Lagenorhynchus albirostris (white-beaked dolphin), 1381 nucleotides. RefSeq names its product mediator complex subunit 4 (gene MED4). Gene Ontology annotation, molecular function: transcription coregulator activity. The record is from RefSeq and is a predicted model, not a curated record. Gene Ontology annotation, cellular component: mediator complex; core mediator complex. Bases 182 to 856 code for a protein of 224 amino acids. Lineage: Eukaryota; Metazoa; Chordata; Mammalia; Artiodactyla; Delphinidae. The transcript is spliced from 8 exons. Gene Ontology annotation, biological process: regulation of transcription by RNA polymerase II.
UGCGGAGAAUGGCGGCGUCUUCUAGUGGCGAGAAGGAGAAGGAGCGGCCGGGCGGCGGCUCGGGAGCUGCAGGCGGUAACAGUACGCGUGAGAGGCUGCUGUCUGCGCUGGAGGAUCUGGAGGUCUUGUCGAGUAUUAAAAUGGCUACACAAAAAUUCACCAGGUUUGAGAACUUAUAGAAAUGCUGGCGAUUUCUAGAAACCAAAAGUUGUUACAGUCUGGAGAGGAAAACCAGGUCCUGGAGUUGUUAAUUCAUAGAGAUGGGGAAUUUCAAGAACUAAUGAAAUUGGCACUUAAUCAGGGAAAAAUCCAUCAUGAAAUGCAAGUUUUAGAAAAAGAAGUAGAAAAAAGAGACAGUGAUAUUCAGCAACUACAAAAACAGCUAAAGGAAGCGGAACAGAUACUGGCAACAGCUGUUUACCAAGCAAAAGAAAAACUCAAGUCAAUAGAAAAAGCAAGAAAAGGUGCUAUCUCCUCUGAAGAAAUAAUUAAGUAUGCACAUAGGAUUAGUGCAAGUAAUGCUGUGUGUGCCCCACUGACCUGGGUCCCAGGGGACCCACGGAGACCAUACCCAACUGAUUUGGAGAUGAGAAGUGGAUUAUUGGGCCAGAUGAACAACCCUUCCACUAAUGGAGUGAACGGUCAUCUACCAGGGGACGCACUUGCAGCAGGCAGAUUGCCAGAUGUCCUUGCCCCACAGUAUCCAUGGCAGUCAAAUGACAUAGCAAUGAAUAUGUUACCACCAAAUCACAGUAAUGACUUUUUGUUGGAACCUCCAGGACAUAACAAAGAAAAUGAAGAUGAUGUAGAGGUUAUGUCAACAGACUCCUCAAGCAGUAGUAGUGACUCUGAUUAAAAAAGCAUAAGACAAAAACAUACAGAAUUGAAUACUAUAGAAUUCUGUUUCUUAAAUAAUUGCAAACCUGUAAAAAUAGCCAGGUGAUAAUCGGCUAUAGUGGAAUUGUGCUGCCUAUUAAAAAUCACAGUGGACUUUCUUUUUAAAGCCAAAAAGCAUGGUUUCAGUUCUAAACCACUAGGUGAAUAUUUAGAGAAAAUCAAAAUUUACUGUUGGAAAAAAAGAUUAUUCAGUUCAUUGUUGUCUUGUUCUAUUUCAGUUGUGUUGGACUUUGUGCAUAAGAGUUCUGGAAAUAAGAUUUGAGGGAAAUGACCCAUGUACAUAUCACUAAUAGGCCUCCUGGAAUUAUUUAGAAAAGCAUAAACAAAGGCAGCAGAUCACUGAAUGUGCAUAACUCAGAAUAACAGAAACCCUCAUUUGAAAGUAAAGGCCGUUAGCUUCUGUCUCAGGAACAGGAGAAAUUGUCUCAAUUUGUACUAUUUGUAAUUAUUGUAUAUUUUGUAAGUAAACUCACUUUUGUUUGUA